UUACUUUCCCGUGUUAGUGCUUCCUGUUAGUACACGUGUGUGCGGGGUUGUACAGGAGUUGAAUUGUUGGUUCGGUUCCGGUGCUGCACAAUGAAGCCGAGAAGAAAUCGGAAGCAAGCUCCAAGUUUCCGCAAGCUGCUAAAAACCAGCAAGAUCAAACUUGAUAACAAGUUAAAAAACAAGCAGUAUAAGCAGGAGAGUUCUUUAAAGAAACGCAGGAAAGAGCAGAAGAAACUCCGGGAAGCUGUGCGAGAUGUUUCCUCCAAGACCCCGGUGCCACUGGAUCGGCCACACAAGAAGCUUUCGGCUGUUGAAGAGCAUGAGCAAGAUGAUGAUGCCCUCCCCUUGGACAUGAUUGACGAGGAUGACUUGCAGCUAAUGAAAGAAAUGGCUCAGAGAGCGUCGUUCCUGACCCGAGACCUUUCUUACAGUGAGCCAAUCCAUGCCAACAAAAGAAAACAGGAGAAUGUGAUUGAUAAGUAUGAGAAGAUGCCAAGGCGGAUGAAAAUGGAGUCCGAGAAAGAAGUCAUCCACCUCCUGCCCAUCAAAGAUAAAAGUGGUAUCAUUCCCCAGAGCAUUGAGAAGCCAGUUGUUCAAACUGAGGCAGAAGAGGAGGAAGAGGAGAUGGAAGUUCAGGAAUCUGGAGAAGAACCCGAAGAGCCACAGCGUGUAUUUACCACAGAGGAGCUGCUGCAUCAGAGGAGAGCCAAGCUGGAGGAGCGGAAGACCCAGAUUGCUACGCUAGCUUCUUCUGUUCUCGCAGAUCCGGAGAACAGUAUUAAAAAACUGAAAGAACUGAGGUCCAUGCUGAUGGAACAAGACCCUACCGUGGCUGUGACUGUCAGGAAACUUGUUCUUAUAUCGCUUAUGGAAGUUUUUAAAGACAUUGCGCCAGCCUACAAGAUUCGACCUCUAACAGAAGAGGAAAAGGCAACGAGAGUAAAGAAAGAAACUCAGAAACUCAGGGAGUUUGAAGAAGGUUUAGUCAGCCAGUACAAGUUUUAUUUGGAAAAUUUGGAGCAGACAAUAAAAGACUGGAAGCAAAUGAAGGCCAAGAAAAGUGAGGUGGUCUCACUAAAGUCUUACAAAGGGCUGGCGGAGGUGGCAGUGAAAUGCUUAUGUGAGCUGAUGAUAUCAUUGUCGCACUUCAACUUCCACAAUAACAUCAUCAUUUUAGUUGUUCCUCUCAUCAAUGACAAAUCCAAGCAGAUUGCAGAUAUCUGCAUGGAGGCGGUGAAAAAGCUUUUCAGACACGAUAAGGUUGGCCACGGUUCCCUGGCCGCCGUAAAAAUCAUUUCCGGCUUGGUGAAGAGCAGGAACUACGACGUUCGCCCGGAGGUACUCAACAUCUUGCUUCACUUACGGAUCAAGGAGGUAGAAGUUAAGAAAGAUGCAGAGGAUAUUAUUAGAAAACAAAAGAUUAUGACUUACAAAGAAAAGAAGAAGAAUCUCUCAAGAAUGCAGAGAAAGUGGAAGAAAGCGGAAGAGAAACUGGAGCGAGAGCUACUGGAAGCCGAGGCUUCGGAAAACAAGGAGAAGAAGCUGAAGCUGCAUACAGAGACAUUGAACAUUGUUUUUUUAACCUACUUCAGAAUACUGAAGAGAGCUCAGAAAUCUGUUCUGCUUCCUGCUGUUUUGGAAGGUCUUGCAAAGUUUGCCCAUUUAAUCAACGUGGAAUUUUUUGAUGAUCUCAUCGCAGUCCUUAAUAAUCUCAUCGAUUCUGGUGAUCUUAACUACAGGGAAAGUCUGCAUUGUGUUCAAACCGCAUUUAAUAUCCUUUCUGGUCAAGGUGAUGUUCUCAACAUUGAUCCCCUAAAAUUCUAUACUCACCUCUAUAAAACAUUAUUUGGACUUCACGCAGGUGUUACCAAUGAUGACACUUUGAUAGCACUUCAGUGCAUGGAAGUGAUGCUCACCAAACGCAGGAAGCAAGUAUCCCAGCAGAGAGCGCUUGCAUUCUUAAAGCGUCUUUCUACGCUAGCCCUGCACGUCCUCCCAAAUUCAUGCAUUGGGAUCUUGGCCACCAACAGAGGAGUCAUGCAAACAUUCCCCAAAACAGACAUCCUUCUAGACAAUGAUUCUCAAGGCAGCGGCAUCUACCUACCAGAACUUGAAGAACCAGAAUACUGCAAUGCCCAGAAUACUGCAUUGUGGGAGCUUCACUGCUUACAGAGGCAUUAUCAUCCUGUAGUACGAGUGUUUGCAGCUCACCUUUGUGCCGGGGCACCAUCUGAAGGAUCGGAAGCUCUCAGGCCAGAAUUAAGUCGCAAGUCUACAGAGGAACUUUUUGCAAGUUUCUCUAUUAAUGGGAUGACGUUUAAUCCUCCUGUUUCAGAAUCUGCUCACAAGAGAAAGGCUAAGGUUAAAGUUUAUAAUCUGGCGGAAGAUUUACAUGAGCUAAUUCAGACACACCUUGAAAAGGUACCUGCGGCACAGCUGGACUUUUCAUCGCAUUUGAAGGCACAGGCUACUUGAUUCAUGUGGGACUGAUGACAUCUAGGUUGUAAGAAAAAUUCUAUUUAAAGCUAUUCGUUGAAAGGGAAAAAGGACCCCGUGCCAUUCAAAUCGGGAAUAGCGCUGGUUAUCUUUCUACUUACAUCAGGAUUUAAAUUUGAAGACGGAAAAGAACUUGGUGUGAAAGCAAAAACCUAAAAUAAAAUGUCUUAUUGUGUAAAGUGCUCGACGACUGGCCUCCACGUGCAGACAAAUGUUUUAUUGUUAUGAUAAAAGUAAAAAAAUGAUUUUUA
Molecule: messenger RNA, 2747 nt
Organism: Spea bombifrons (plains spadefoot toad)
Lineage: Eukaryota; Metazoa; Chordata; Amphibia; Anura; Pelobatidae
Gene: NOC3L
Product: NOC3 like DNA replication regulator
Exons: 21
Coding region: 91-2475 (794 amino acids)
Biological process (GO): DNA replication initiation
Cellular component (GO): nucleolus
Molecular function (GO): chromatin binding
Source: RefSeq, a predicted model, not a curated record